AUGGCGGCGAAUUUAAGUGAAGUCGUGUUCGAUUUAAGAGGCCAAACAGAUUUUUCAGAGAGGGGAAAAACAUUUUGGAACGCAAGUGAACUGGAGCUGAAGUUUUCUUUUGAGCGGGAGUGGAUGAAGACGGUCAGGCGAGCAAAAAGACGACCAAACUAUGGUAUGGGGAAGAUGAAUAGCGGACUGGAAGAGGUUUGCGGCAACAAACUUGAGCUUUGUGGUCCACUGGUGGAUGGCUACCUUUUAGAAAUUGGAGAGCAGAUUGCUUCGAAACUAAGUCGCUCAAAAGCAACAUCAUUGGUAGGCCCAGUUGUCAUCUUCAUUCCGUGGCAGAUAUUUCGUCACAUAACAGUUUUGUUCAGGGGCUAUAGUGGAGAAGUGAAAUUUAAUGAAAGAAAAUAA
Messenger RNA from Pocillopora meandrina, 405 nucleotides. The record is from the annotation of a GenBank genome assembly. Lineage: Eukaryota; Metazoa; Cnidaria; Anthozoa; Scleractinia; Pocilloporidae.